UCAUUUUCUGAACUCAGUUCAUUCUGUGAUGUGAAGUUGAAGUGUUAAGUCGCGUUUUGAACUCUUAAGUGUUUUAAUUAAAAAUUAUCUAUUCGAACCAAGGUAAAGUGUUGUUUAUGGACGGUCAAUUUAAAUAAAAACUGUAGAAUUGUGUGUGAAACAGUGUUUUCUAAAAAACUGCGGAAAAAAAGACAGUUUAUUUGAUCAACAACAUAACUGAAACUAGCCGUGGAAUUAUAAGCCGCUGGGGAGGAAAGCUCCCACAUCAAAUUCAUAAUUUGAAAAGGAAAUAUAGGGCAUCUGGCCUUAUCCCAAAGCGAUCAAGAAUAUAUUCUUCUUCUCCAUCUCCUUCAACUUCAAGUUCAUCGCAAUUGGAAAUUUUCCAGGAAACAAACAAUUUGCUAAAUGAUGUAGAUUGCGAGGAUGCCCUUCAGUGGCUGAGAAAUUCGAGUCAUCCCUGGACUACGGUAGAGGAGAAGUGGGUGGCCACCACACCGGCACGUCUGCAUAUACUUAAGCAAAUGACCAUUGACAAUUACCUUAAGGAGUUCCCUGCUUUGAAAAAGCCAACCGGAUAUCUUUUACUGUUAAAGGACUUCGAAUUUCUGUAUCCCGAAAACUACAACGGGUUCAUCGAGUCCUUCGCAACAUAUAAAACACAAAUAUUCCAAUUAGCUGCAAAAAGGACAGGAAGGGAUAAAUGCGUCCAGAACUUGCUGUCCCUUGAGAAAACUUCCGAGGAUUCAAGCAACCUUGGAGCCUUACUCCUUAUUCCUUCAUUACUAUCCGUAAAAACUUUUAAGCUCAAAGGAGCUACUAAAAAAGUUUGGAGACCAUCGAAAGCCGAAGUGCGGGAGGCAUUCAUCACGCACGUUAAAACCGAUGCAGAGAUCUGUGAAGCUGUUUCUGCGCGGAAACACAGGCUUGAAGAAUACAAUCUAACAUUACAACCUUUCAUCAUUGCGGUUGGUGAGUCACUGAAUAGUGUCAAAUCGUAUUUUGUAAUUGUUAAUGAUCAUAGAUAUUUCAUUCCAACAAUUGUUGAAGCAGUUGAUGCGUGUAUAAAAAUAAUUUUUACCCUUAACGCUAAAUAUCCUGAGGAGUGUUCCUGUACGUGGAUGUUUAUUCAGAACGGUUUCUAUAAAAUAAAAACCCGUUAUGAUAAAACAUCCACUGCCACCAAUACUCUCCUCUCUGAGCUAGGGAUGACGGAGUGAAUACCAGUUUCAGUUUCAUUUUUCAUUUUAUCCUCUUAUCGAAGUUCGAUAGUCUAAGCACACUUAUAUUAGUUUUGAGAGACACUACUGUUUUUUUUUUGUGGUCUGAAACAACAGUCGUUUGUCUUCACAAAGCUUAUAAUAGUUUUGAUUUCAUUUCAUUUUUCAUUUUAUCCUCUUAUCGAAGUUCGAUAGUCUAAGUACACUUAUAUUAGUUUUGAGAGACACUACUGUAUAU
Eupeodes corollae is the source of this 1455-nucleotide messenger RNA. RefSeq lists its product as uncharacterized. The transcript is spliced from 3 exons. Bases 522 to 1217 code for a protein of 231 amino acids. NCBI's taxonomy places the organism in Eukaryota, Metazoa, Arthropoda, Insecta, Diptera, Syrphidae. The record is from RefSeq and is a predicted model, not a curated record.